Pristis pectinata (smalltooth sawfish) is the source of this 1895-nucleotide messenger RNA. RefSeq names its product clusterin associated protein 1 (gene ift38). Gene Ontology annotation, biological process: cilium assembly. Gene Ontology annotation, cellular component: cilium; centrosome; intraciliary transport particle B. The transcript has 12 exons. The record is from RefSeq and is a predicted model, not a curated record. NCBI's taxonomy places the organism in Eukaryota, Metazoa, Chordata, Chondrichthyes, Rhinopristiformes, Pristidae. Bases 144 to 1385 code for a protein of 413 amino acids.
CGGAGGAAGGUUGCCAUGGAAACCGGGCCUAAGCUCUGGAUGCGAAGCUGCCCCGUUUUCCCAGAGCGAGGGGGAGCCUGAAGCCGCAGCCUGGCGGCCGCCGCAUAACCUAAGGGCCUCGGCGGAGCUCGGCAGCCGUCGCCAUGUCCUUCCGAGACCUCCGAAACUUUACUGAAAUGAUGAGAGCUCUGGGCUAUCCUCGUCUCAUCUCCAUGGAAAACUUCCGGACUCCAAACUUUCCUUUGGUAGCAGAAAUUCUCAUUUGGCUUGUUAAAAGAUAUGAGCCUCAGACAGAUAUCCCAACCGAUGUGGAUACGGAGCAGGAUCGGGUUUUCUUCAUCAAAGCUGUAGCUCAAUUCAUGGCCACUAAAGCUCACAUUAAACUCAACACCAAGAAGCUGUACCAGGCUGAUGGUUAUGCAGUGAAAGAGCUGCUGAAGGUUACCACUGUUCUCUACAAUGCCAUGAAGACAAAGCGAAUGGACAAAGGUGACGAUGCUGAAGAAGAGAAUUUGAAGUUCAAAUUUGACUUGGGGUCAAAGAUUUCAGAUCUGAAGGCCGCAAGACAACUAGCCUCAGAAAUAACCUCUAAAGGAGCAACGGUGUUUGAUUUACUGGGAAAGGAAGUGGAUCUGAGGGAGGUGAGGACAGCAGCAGUUGCGAGGCCUCUGGAGAUCAAUGAGACCGAGAAGGCACUUAGAGCUGGAAUUAAGGAGAUUCUGGAGCAAGUGCAGAAGACCAAGGAUAUGUUGAACAAUGUUGCCUCUGACGAAGCCAACCUGGAGGCUAAGAUUGAGAAGAAGAAGCUGGAGCUGGAGAGGAGCAAAAAGCGACUGCAGACUUUGCAGAGUGUCAGGCCGGCCUUCAUGGAUGAGUACGAGAAGAUCGAGGAGGAGCUGCAGAGGCAGUACGAGACGUAUGUGGAGAAGUUCCGUAACCUGUGCUACCUGGAGCAGCAGCUGGAGGACCUGCACAGGAUGGAACAGGAGAGGUUCGAGGAAACUGAAAACACCCUGCGGCUGAUGCAGAAUAAACUGAAGGAGGAAGAGAAGAGGCUGAUGAAAAGCUCUGGAAAGGAUGAUGAUUCUGACACUGAGAUACAGGAGGACGAGGGCUCGGACAGUGACCUGGAGGACAGACGACCACUGAAGCCACGGCUCACCAGGGAGCUGCCAAUUCACGGGAGAGUUGGUGGGCGAGUGGUCGGAACAAUGCACGGUGCUGACACUGAGGACGAGGAUGAUUCUGAGAACAGCGAGGACGAUGAUGAGGAGGAGGAAUAUGAAAUUGUUGAUGACGAUGAAAGCAUUGAUAUUCAGCCAGAUCAGCCCUCGACACGAAUACACAAGCAGGAGUUACUCGAAGAAAGUGACAAUGACUUUUAGUCUCGACUCCAGGCAACAGCUGAUGCAGAACAAUGUAAAGUCAAAGUGAUCUAUGUAAAGAUGCUGGUGAUCUACUUUCUGGCCAUGAUCCAGCUCAUCACCAUUGUAUAUUAUGCAGUGAAGUGUCAACUGGAAUGGGUACAAGUUGUUACUAAAACAGACAAUACAUCCAACUCCAGUGCAGACAGUAGGAAAUCAUUUCAGAGCAUUGUAAAUUACAUUUAUCUGAUGCUUUUGUCCUUUUAAAAUCCACAUUGCCUCCUGUAAAUUGUUGCAGAAAAGUGAGUAUUAAAAAAAAAAGUUUAUUUCAUCAAACUCUCUGGUUUCCUUCAAAUACUGACCACUGCAGCCUGUGGAUGCUGAUUCCAGUGUUUAAUUACAUACCCAUAGCUUGGUUCUUCAAUGCAGGCAAAAAGCUCAAGCAGUCUCAAUGGAUCUGUAUUAACCAACAUAUUCAGGGUUUCUCUUCUGCUACUACAGUUCAGGAUAGUUAAGACAAUUGAUGGUGUU